This is a messenger RNA of Rotaria sp. Silwood2, 2775 nucleotides long. NCBI's taxonomy places the organism in Eukaryota, Metazoa, Rotifera, Eurotatoria, Philodinida, Philodinidae. The record is from the annotation of a GenBank genome assembly.
AUGGGUAGGAUGUUGAAGAUGUUAUGGUUAGCACUGAUAGCAACUAUUACAGCAAAGGAUCUACCCGGUUUAGAUUAUCUAAUAUCUGGUUUUGAUGCGCUCAAGAUGAUUGGUACCAACGAAGACACUUCAUCAUCUGAUCGCUCAAAAUUUCGACUGUUUGAUCUACGUCAACUUGAUGGAGAGGAAUAUAUAUUGAAAACAGCAAAUAGAACUCAAUCGUUCAAAACACCAAGUCUCGUUCAGGUUACCAAUAUCAAUAUGAGAAAUCGUGUUAGUGUUGAAUCUGUUUCAUAUACAUAUCGAGAAUUUUUACGAAGUUAUUUUCAUUCUUAUUCAUUUGAAAUUGCAAUACCUGUGGGACCAGCAAACAUAGCACUUGGUUAUCAUAAAACGUUGAAGGAAGCAUAUCAAACCAUCAGUAAAAAACAAACAGCUAUUGGAAUGUCAACAGAUUGGUGGGGAAUGUUUUCGGUUCAGUUGGCGCCAACCUAUAUAUUAGCGUUCGAUCCAAUAUUCAAUCGUAGUUUAUCAAAACUGAUUGCUAAUCCAACAACAGACACUCAACAAAUGUAUUAUAAUCAGCUUAUAUUAACAUUUGGUACCCAUUAUAUUUCAUCGAUCGUUGUUGGUGGUGCUGUGGAAAUGUUCACUCAAGUCACCAGUGAAUACCAAGAAACCCACAGUAAAGUGUCAGUUGAGCAACAAGUGAGCGUUGGUUUCGGAUAUCAACAAGCUCAAAUGUCAGCAUCCACCAAUUUAGGUUUUGAAGUUGGUGUAAAUACUGAAGAUUUUAAGAAAAACGCUCAGAUGGAAGUAAAAUUCUCGCCAGCUGUAAUAACAACAUCUGAGACAGAGAAGAAACAAUGGGAUAUUUGGUUGGAUCGCGCGUCAUCAUCGCCAGUCGUCGUUAAUCGAACUAUAUCACCAUUGAUUAAUCUCUUGAUUGAAUAUCCCAUCGAAAUACGACGACAUUUAGAGUUAACCAUUGAUUAUUACUUAAAAAAUGGUAAAGUACCAACCAUUGAUGAUUUGUCAAAUGUUGGUCAGCGUAAAAAGCGUGCAAUUGGUAAUCAAAAUGUCUUGCCGGGUUUAGAUAUUGUUGGAUGUGGUUAUGAUAUUUUCUCAUUAAAAAGUAAAUCUUGUCUAUUGGAUAUGACAAUGAAUGACAAUACAACAUGGAUCGAUGUAUUUGAUAAUUUUACGACAUAUAAAGUUCCAGAUGGAUAUUUUGUGACAGGAAGGAAAGAUUUAUUAUCAAUGUAUGAUACAGUGUUUUUCAAUACAUUAAAAGAAUUCGUUACAGAUUCUUAUAUAUCCGAUCAACAUGAUUCAUCGGAUUUCUUAGGAUUUGGAGUAUCUGCUGAUAAAGUAGAAAUGAGAACUAGAUAUCAACGGUUUUAUCAACAUAAAUAUCGAAUGGCAUGGACAAAACAACAGGUGAUUUGGUUUAACUUAGCUGUAGUAACAUUUCCAUCACCGAAACUAAAUCGAAUUGCUAGUCUGGCUAUCUCUCGUUUACCAACCACAUUCGAUCCGAAAUCAGCAGACUACAAAAAAUUUCAAUUAUUUUUUUAUUCCUAUGGUACUCAUAUCGUUGUUCGAUCGGAUAUAGGUGGUAUGCUAUGGGCUGAAGACUAUUUUGAAUCGUGUUUAAUCACAAAAAUGACAGAAAAAUGGAUCCGGCGAGAAAUUACCAAACGUUAUUGGUUUUUCGGUACAUCUCGAGAAAUCACUGAAACCUACAAUAAAGAGGUAGAAAAAGAAUAUCAACAAAAUUCAUUAUCUAUCUUUAAAAUCAUUGGUGGAUUGACUUCAAUAUUUCCAUUGACUGGCUAUAAUUGGCUUCCAACCGUCAAAGACAAUCCAAGUCCAGUUACAUAUGGAUUACAACCGAUCUACAACCUUUUACCACAAGGGGCACAACGUGAUGCCUUAAAAGAAGCAACAUUUUACUUUCGAUCGGCUAUAACUAAUUCAACUAACUUAUACAUUCAACGAUUAGAAUCGGAAACCGACCCACCACCUUUACCACAAUUAAAAUGCACUGAACGACGCCGACGAAGAAAACGUGAUGUUAAAACGAAUCCAUUUUUAUCUAAUAUAAAAAAUGCACGACUGAAAUUGUGUCCAAUCAUUGGCUAUCAUGGAAUGUUUUGUCCAGGUGAUGAAACCACCAAUUUUACUAAUAAGACAUUCAGUUCAACCAAUGGACCGCAAAUAUCACCAUUUCAACGUUCCUUAUCAAUACUCCCUCUACCACGAGCCAUCGGAACGGCGAUUCAUAUAGGUACAGGAGAUAUUCUCUUGCCAGCAUUGGACCGAUCCAGAAUCGGCGUAAACAUUUUUCCUACGGAAAAUGAUUUGGUAAAAGUGUGGUUACGUGGUUACGAAACAGGUCAAUGGUCUGGUGGAGAACUAGCUCGAACAAAAGAUAUAUCGGAUGUUUAUGAAAAAUUUUUAAAAAAUGGUCAAGCAACAGCCAUUUCACAAGAUUUCAAAGUACUGUACACUUUAUCAAUGAAAUCAGCAGAUAAUCCAAAAUCUCUUGUUCCGAAUGAAUAUGCGCAAGCUGCUAUUAACGCAUUGACAGUCAACUACGACGAAGAGUUGUACAAUAGUUUCAUAGAUGCUUGGGGACCACAUAUUACUGUAUCGAAUAAAGUCGGUGGUAUGACAGAACAACAAGUUAUCUUCAAAAAUUGUAUGAUUAAUACCACAAAUUUCACCGAUGGUACCACACAGUCUAUUUUAGAAAGAAAUCUAAGACAAUAA